This is a messenger RNA of Chanos chanos (milkfish), 1419 nucleotides long. RefSeq names its product tripartite motif-containing protein 35-like. Gene Ontology annotation, molecular function: protein binding; zinc ion binding. The transcript is spliced from 6 exons. The record is from RefSeq and is a predicted model, not a curated record. Bases 1 to 1419 code for a protein of 472 amino acids. NCBI's taxonomy places the organism in Eukaryota, Metazoa, Chordata, Actinopteri, Gonorynchiformes, Chanidae.
AUGGCCUCUCAAUCAAGAGUCUCAGAAGAGGAUUUCUCCUGUCCUGUGUGCUGUGAUGGCUUAAAGGAUCCUGUUCUCCUGUCAUGCAGUCACAGCGUCUGCAAAGUCUGUCUGCAGCAGUUCUGGAAGAAAAAAACUUCCAAGGAGUGUCCUGUCUGCAGGAGAAGAUCUUCAAAAGCAAAGCCUCCCCUUAGCCUUGUGUUAAUGAACACACGCGAGGCGUAUUUACAGGAAAAAUCUCCAAAAACUUCAUCAGGGUCUGAGGAACUCUGCAGUCUGCACAGUGAGAAACUCAAACUGUUCUGUCUGGAUGAUGAACAACCUGCAUGUUUGGUUUGUCAAACUUCAGAAAAACACACAAACCACAGAUUCUGUCCAGUAGAUGAGGUUGCUCCUGGUUACAGGGAGGAAUUGAGGUAUGCACUAAAGCACUUACAGGAAAAAAUUAAAGUCUUUCUAAAAGUUCAGCAAAACUAUCAUAAAUCAGCAGAGUACAUUAAGAUCCAGGCCCAACACACAGAGACACAGAUUAGGAAAGAGUUUGAGAAACUUCACCAGUUUCUACAAGAUGAAGAGACAGUCAGGAUAACUGCACUGAGAGAGGAAGAGGAGCAGAAGAGUCAGAUGAUGAAGGAGAAGAUUGAGGAGAUGAGUAGAGAGAUAUCAUCUUUUUCAGACAAAAUCAGAGCCAUAGAAGAGGAGUUAGGCACCAAUGAUGUUUUACUCUUGAUGAACUUCAAGAGCACAAUGAAAAGAGCCCAGUGCACACCGCAGGAUCCAGAGAUGGUUUCAGGAGCACUGAUCAAUGUGGCAAAGCACCUGGGCAACCUGAAGUUCAGAGUGUGGGAGAAGAUGCAGGACAUUAUUCAGUACACUCCCGUGACUCUGGACCCCAACACUGCAGCACCAUGGCUCAUCCUGUCUGAGGAUCUGACCAGUUUGUGUGGCAGUAAAGAUAAACAGCAGAUUCCUGAUAAUCCAGAGAGAUUUGAUUUCCAUCCAUGUGUGUUGGGUUCCGAGGGCUUUAACUCAGGGACACACUGCUGGGAUGUUGAUGUUGGAGACAAUACUGAAUGGGCCCUGGGCGUGACCACAGAGUCAAACCAGAGGAAGGGAGACACAUUCUUUGAUACUGGUGUCUGGUGUGUUGAGUUUGAUCAUGGUCAGUAUGAAUCAAAGGCCUCAGGAGGGUCAUGGACUCCACUGACAGUGAAUAAUAAACUCCAGAGGAUCAGAGUGGAACUGGACUGGGACAGAGGAAAACUCUCAUUCUCUGAUCCUAUAAAUAACACACACCUACACACCUUCAAACACACUUUUACUGAAAGAAUGUUUCCGUGCAUUGCUAAUGGCUAUAAUCACUCUCCUCUGAGGGUCUUACCAGUGAAGUGUUGCUUGAUAGUGAAACAGCACAGUUAG